AAACAACCGUCGCGAAUCCCCAAGGGUGGUUCGGAACUGCAGACACAGCUGAAUCUUGUUCAGGAAGAUCUGAAGAAAGCCAAGGAGCAUAUAAUUUUGGUUGAGAAGGAGAAGGCGAAAGCAAUCGACGAAUUGAAAGAAGCGCAAAAAGUUGCUGAGGAGACGAAUGAGAAGCUCAGAGAGGCUCUGGUGGCGCAGAAGCGCGCCGAGGAGAGUUCCGAGAUCGAGAAGUUCCGAGCCGUCGAGUUGGAGCAGGCGGGGAUUGAGGCAGCGCAGAAGAAGGAAGAGGAAUGGCAGAAGGAGAUUGAGUCUGUGAGGAACCAACAUGCUGUUGAUGUGGCUGCUCUUCUCUCUACGACUCAGGAGCUUCAGAGGCUGAAGCACGAAUUGGCCAUGACCUGCGAUGCGAAGAAUCAGGCAAUGAGUCACGCCGAUGAUGCGACUAAGAUUGCAGAGAUUCAAGCUGAGAAGGCGGAGAUUCUCUCUGCAGAGUUGGCCCGGUUGAAAGCCUUGCUCGACUCGAAGAUUGAGACGGAGACGAAUGAGAUCAACAAGACAGCGUUGAAGCUGAACUCAGAGAUAGAAUCCUUAAGACAACAACUCGAGGAGGCGAAAAUUCACGAGGAGAAAAUACUUUUGGAGAAAGAGGCAUGUAUUGAGCAGCUCAAUGUGGAGCUAGAGGCGGCGAAGAUGGCUGAAUCGUAUGCACGGAGUUUGGCAGAGGAGUGGAAGAUUAGGGUCGACGAAAUGGAGAGGCAGGUUGAGGAAGCGCGGAAGUUGGAAAUAUCAGUGUCGGAGUCGCUGGAUUCGGUGAUGAAACAAUUGGAAGGAAGCAAUGAUUUGUUACAUGAUGCUGAAGCUGAAAUUGCUGUUCUUAAAGAAAAGGUUGGUCUAUUGGAAAUCACAAUUGGAAGACAGAAAGGCGAUCUCGAGGAGUCGGAGCAUCAAAUUAGUAAUGCCAAGCAAGAAACUUCUGAAAUGGCCAAAAUCGUCGAGUCGCUGAAGGCGGAGCUUGAAAAUGUGAAGGAGGAAAAGAUACAGGCUUUGAACAACGAGAAGCUCGCUGCUUCGAGUGUUCAAACGCUAUUGGAAGAGAAGAACAAGCUCUUAAAUGAGUUGGAGAAUUCAAGGAAUGAAGAGGAGAAGAGCAAGAAGGCGAUGGAGAGCUUAGCCUCGGCAUUACAUGAAGUUUCUGCAGAAGCCAGGGAAGCGAAAGAAAAGCUUCUGUCAAGUGAAGUUGAGCAUGAAAACUACGAUUCACAAAUGGAAGAUCUGAAGUUGGUCUUGAAAGCAACCAAAGAGAAGUAUGAAGCCUUGUUUGAUGAAGCGAAACACGAAAUAGAUUGUCUAACGAGCGAAUCGGAGAAAACAAAGACUGACUUUGAAAAUUCCAAGGCUGAAUGGGAGGAAAAAGAGCUUCAUCUGGUGGAUUGCGUGAAGAAAUCAGAAGAGGAGAGUUCUUCCAUGGAAAAGGAAGUGAAUAGGCUGGUGAAUUUGCUGAAACGCGCUGAGGAAGAAGCGUGUGACAUGAAGGAGGAAGAGGUGCAAUUGAAGGACAGCCUGAAGGAAGUCGAAUCGGAGGCGAUCUACUUGCAGGAA
Messenger RNA from Morus notabilis, 1599 nucleotides. RefSeq names its product putative WEB family protein At1g65010, chloroplastic. The transcript has a single exon. The record is from RefSeq and is a predicted model, not a curated record. Gene Ontology annotation, biological process: reciprocal meiotic recombination. Lineage: Eukaryota; Viridiplantae; Streptophyta; Magnoliopsida; Rosales; Moraceae. The annotation marks the transcript as partial.